ACCAAGCACGACUUUCAACGCGAGCGAUUCCAGUCUUACAUACAAGACAUAGAGACCAUUGUGGCCCCCCUGAUUUCUGACGAAUACGAUGCUACCACCAAUGAUGAGUUCUACGACCUCGUUAUGAAGAAGCACUACAAUGUCGUCGUCUCCAACUGCCUGUUGCUUGUCCUCAAAAUCAUCAACUUUGAGGAGCGCGGAGGCGGCCGUCUGCAGAACAAAGGGUUUGCGCAACUACGCCAGCGUGAGGAGCGUGGUGUGCGAGAUCUCAGACGGAACGAAGAGAAGCACUGUACUGAGUUCUUGCGUUCUCUCUGCGCGGCUGGAGAGACCUGUAACGCCGACAAAGGACAUACAGGGGUGUUUACCGGUGCAGGGUUGACACAAUGUCUUUCACCUCUCGGACCGUUCCCACAUCGGCCUGGGCUCCUGUACGACUUCCGACUCGGUAUCCGAAAACUUGUACAGACCCUUAACGGCGCUUGUACAUAUCAGGGCAGAGGUGUCUACGAGAUUGACAAGAACAAGCUCGCUCAGGCGUUUCAUCGGCGCUGGCUAUAUUGAAUGGGCGUUGUCACAGCAUGCCACCAAUGAAAGGGGACCGGCCCCAGAGGAAGACCUGGC
Messenger RNA from Parathielavia appendiculata, 624 nucleotides. RefSeq lists its product as uncharacterized. The transcript has a single exon. The record is from RefSeq and is a predicted model, not a curated record. NCBI's taxonomy places the organism in Eukaryota, Fungi, Ascomycota, Sordariomycetes, Sordariales, Chaetomiaceae. Bases 124 to 564 code for a protein of 146 amino acids.